Messenger RNA from Pseudogymnoascus destructans, 6051 nucleotides. RefSeq lists its product as uncharacterized. Lineage: Eukaryota; Fungi; Ascomycota; Leotiomycetes; Thelebolales; Thelebolaceae. Gene Ontology annotation, cellular component: nucleus. Gene Ontology annotation, biological process: chromatin remodeling. The record is from RefSeq and is a predicted model, not a curated record. Gene Ontology annotation, molecular function: histone H3K9 demethylase activity; histone H3K36 demethylase activity. The coding region runs from base 1208 to 5770 and encodes 1520 amino acids. The transcript is spliced from 3 exons.
CGCGGCGCUCCCCGUUUCGGCGGGAACCGUGAACCGCGUCCCCAGGAGACGUCGUAGGUGCUUUGAUGACGACGUCUUGGGGAUUUGCAAAAUUACUCUCUGGCAAUUUGCUGCACCUAGGCGCCUGACGACUGUGCUUUCUUCCGUCGAUUCCGCCAAACGACAUUACCGCCGAUACCAUCCACAUACCACCUCGCGUGUACUUCCAACCCCUCUAUGUUUUUUUGGCCACCAUUCAUUCUCUCUAGCCACUACAACUACUACUACAGGACAAACAUGUACAAUCUGCAUAGCAUUCGCAUAGAUGGAGCGUUGAUGACAUUUUUGCCGGUCCUUUGCAUUUGAUGGGAUUUGUUUUGUUUUUGCUUUUUUUGUGUCCCCGCACCGGCGUCGAUGGAUUGGGGGUCGUGGAGGUUGGCUCUGCGCGAGGUUGUAUUGUAUGGGAUGGGAUGGGAGUGGGUAGCUAGGCUAGAUAGAGGGGAUGGGAAUGGGAAUGAUAUUGUAACGGUAUUUGGCGGUUGUGGUGAUUGUGUGAGUGAGUUGGUGAGGGUGAAGGUGACCCCUGGCCCAAGCGACGCCUCCGCCCAUUUGCGGGGAAGGGUCGAGCUAGAGCAUGUGGUGCGAUGGGAGCGAUGCAUGACGCUUUCCGCUUUCCGCUUCCCGCUUUCCGAAUUCCGAAUUCCGAAUUCCCAUGCAGCAGCCGCCAGCUGGGUGAGAUGAUGCGCUGAUGUGUUGAGGAUGGGAGAUGGGGAUUUGAGGUUGAGGUACGGCGAGGCUCAAUGGAAGGGGAGGGAGAUGCGCGAUGACAGUUGAUCUUCCCUCCCCUCCCAGAGCUCUCGCUUACCAUUCCCAAACCAGCCUAGCCCCACUGCCGCCCAAAACCUUCGCCUUGCACCGAUCUCGAACCACAGCCACAGAUGCACGGUACCUUACUCUCACUACCACUUGCUCAAUCGACCACACGCAUUUCCAUCACCAAUAUCCCCGCCAACACCUCAACGCACUCCCCGAAUGCGCGCGGAGACGACUUCAAUCAUUGUGUAUACUUUAUCGUAUCGCACACACACACACACGCACCACGGCUGCGACUGCGAUACCAAGAGCCAGCCAGCCCCACACCCACCUUCACGACCAGAUCGACGACCGCAGCGCCCGGCAGCGCAGGCACACGACACAGUGAGAGGCUGCAUGUAGGCACGCCAGCGCGAUGAGUACCGAUGUGAUAGCUCGCGUGGCGCCGGUGCUCGACGACAACGCUGCGAAGAUGGCGGCGGGGCUGUUCUCGCCCCCCGACAGUAAGAUGCGGAUGGCGUUUGAGGAUAGCGAUUCGGAGCUUAGCGAGUUGGAUGAGGAGGGGUAUUCGAUUGGUGCGCUGCCUAAGAUGGGGGAGGCGCGGGAGCUGAGGGAGGUGGGAGAGAAGAAGGAUGCUGGGGAGGGUGUAGAUGAGAAGAAACCCGACGAGGUUGCUGGGGAGAAGGAGCCGGAGGUUGAUGAUAUUGGUGAGGUGGUACCGGAUCACUACGCGGAUGAGGGGAGAGUGCCAGUCUUCAAACCGACGAUGCACCAGUUUAAGGACUUCCAGGUUUAUAUGGGUCGCAUCAACCCAUACGGCAUGCAAUCCGGCAUUGUGAAAGUGGUCCCCCCACAGGAGUGGCUCGACAACCAGCCGGAACCGGACGAAAUUAUCAAGACGAUUCGAGUUCGGGAGCCGAUCAAGCAGGAUAUCAUGGGGACGAAUGGAACGUAUCGCCAGAUGAACCUGCUGCACCAGAGAGCAUACAAUCUUCCGGAAUGGCGCCAAUUGUGCGAUCAGACUGAACAUCAGCCUCCUGCGCGACGUGGUGAGGUUCGCGCGACGCAGGAGAAGCCGAGGACUAGCGGUCGCGGUAAGAAGGAGAGCACACCAGCGGGGGAGAAGGUGGCUGCGCAACCGAGGAAGAAGAACGGGCGAGCAUCAAGAAAGAGCCUGGCUCAAAAAGACGCAGACAAGGACCAGAAGGAGAGACUGCCAACGCCAACUUCUCCCCCCAUCAAGCCAGACGAUGACGCCGAUGCACCCAAUCUGGAGCCGCUCGAGCAGGACGAGCCACCACGCAAGCGCAUGGGUGGUGGUGGCCGCGGCGGACGAGGGGGGAAGGCUACUACGGUGUCAUCGCGCCGCAAGUACGGCCGCAGAGAGACGGCUGGGAAGAUCGACGAGGCUGCAUUCGAGAACUUCGAAUACAAGAUGGACAUCUCCGACUAUACCCCUGAGCGCUGCGAAGAGCUCGAACGCGCCUACUGGAAGACCUUGACAUACGCGCCUCCGCUGUAUGGCGCGGAUAUGUUGGGCUCUCUAUUCGACGAGAGGACGACUACCUGGAACCUUGGAAAUCUGCCGAAUUUGCUGGAUGUUAUGGGCACCAAGAUCCCCGGUGUUAAUACUGCCUAUCUGUACCUUGGGAUGUGGAAGGCUACUUUUGCGUGGCAUUUGGAGGAUGUCGAUCUCUACAGUAUCAAUUACCUUCAUUUCGGUGCUCCCAAGCACUGGUACAGCAUUUCGCAGCGGGACGCGAGGAAGUUUGAGGCUGCUAUGAAGAGUAUCUGGCCGACGGAUGCGAAAGAGUGCGACCAAUUCCUCCGACAUAAGACAUUCCUCAUCUCCCCAUCUACUCUCCUUAAGAACUACGGCAUCAAGGCCAACAAAAUCACGCACUUCCCUGGGGAGUUUAUGAUUACCUUCCCGUACGGAUACCAUUCAGGAUUUAAUAUGGGGUAUAAUUGUGCUGAAGCUGUCAACUUUGCGAUGCCAUCCUGGCUGGAGAUGGGCCGGAUUGCGAAGAAGUGCGAUUGCGCCCAGGCUCAGGACAGUGUCUGGAUCGAUGUGGCGCAAAUCGAGCGCAAGAUGCGUGGAGAGGAGACUGAUUAUGAGGAAAGUGAUGAGGAGGAGGAGGAGGAAGAGGAAGAUGAUAACGGUCCGACCGAUCUUCCUACACCUCCGGAAAGUAGUGGCGACGCAAAGCUCAAGCAGCCUCGACGCAAGCGGAAGCGUGUUGUUUCUGAUAAGGAUGGAGUUGACAGGACAAAGCGAAUUCGCAUCCGCAUGAAGGUCUCAAACGAGCCAUGUUGCCUGUGCCCGAACGACAUCAAGACACAACCUCUUAUUCCCACCGAAGAUGGCCGUAAGGUGCAUCGUCUCUGCGCCGAAUACACGCCCGAAACCGACAUCGAUGAAGGUAUUGUGUACAACGUCGCCGCGAUCGGAAAGGACCGCCUCGAUCUCAAGUGCAUGUUCUGCCACAGCAGGAAGGGUGCGAAGAUCCAGUGCUCGCAGCGGAAAUGUACCAGGUCGUACCACGCAACGUGCGCAGCGGCUGCGGGCAUGUUUGUCGAGACGGGGGAGAUCCCGGUGUUUGGCGAGGAUGGAACGGAGUACAAGCAGCGGGGGGUCGAGUUUAGUUGUCGGUUCCACCGCGCGAAGCGUGAUAAGAAGCUUGAUGAGUAUGUUUUGGAGGAGGAUGAGGAUAUUAGUAGGGCUGCGAUGGCGGUGAGGGAGGGUGAGAUUUGCCAGUUCCAGUUCUUGAAGAAGGAGAUCUUCGCGGGUGUUGUGGUGGAGAAUAGGACGAGCGAGGAGGUGCUUCUUGUUGAUAUCCUACCUUCUGGGGACCGGUUCGAGGUUCAGUACAAGUACAUUCUGCUGCCAGAUCCUACAGACUUCCAUCUACCUAAACCCUCCGACAAGGCAAUCCCGAUGCCGAGAUCACGACACGCAAAGGAUGCCCUCGUCACUACCAAGCGUCACGCCGAUGACCUACCAAGAAAGGACGAUGCCUUUGUCGAGGGCGCCACCUGGGCAGAGUUCAGCGCCUUUAACACACCUAGGAACCCGGCCCAGGUCAAGGUCGACCUUUCGAAAGAGAGGCAGGUUAUGUAUUAUAUGGGCAAGACGUCGACGGAAGCCAAGGCACAGUAUACGGCGGACUGGACAAAACCGGUUUACGAUACCAGAUGCAACUUCCUCGAGACGAUUCCCAAGCCACCCCCGGCACCGAGGGCUUCAUACCCGGCCUCUUAUCCACGGCCGAGUGGGCGCGCCAUCAAUCCUUCCAGGCCAGCACCUCCAAGGCCGACGUCGUAUAAACCCAUUCUACCGCCUACAUAUUCGCAGCCUCCACGGGCAUCUGUUAAAUCGGAUAAACCAUACGUAUAUAAGCCCAAGGUCGAACAAUACUAUGCAGAUCGACAGGUUAACAAUUCGCAGCUGCCAUAUACGGAAGAUCCUGCCCAGCAAUACCGGCAGCCGCAGCCUUAUCCCUAUGGAACGGAUCCAAGAUGGCCACCUGCGGAUAAUAGGGGACAGGGUCCAUAUGUCGCGCCUGCCCAACCGCGAGCCCCAGCCGCCGUGCAGAACCAUUAUAGUGGAUUCAGUACUCCCAAUCCUCUCCAACAGGCCAAUACCCAUACUCCGCUCGGCCCACAAACCCAUCAACAGGCCUCACAGGCAAAGCAAACCCCCAACGACAGCCCCCUCCAAAAACCCACCGCAAAACCCCACGGCCACCGAUCCUCAAGCUCCAGCGCCUUCAAAUUCAACGACGUCUUCCAGAAAUACCCCUACCUCCAGAAACAGCACAACAAAGCCCCAGGCACCUACCGCUCCCCGUACCGCCAGGACAUGCUCGGCUUCUGCAACGGCUACGAGGGGGACUUUAGGAAGCAUAUGGAGGCGCAGAUGCGGAAGGAUCCGAGAUUGCUUUCGCAGCAUUUGAUGCAGGCGAGCACCACCAGCAGUAGUCAGUUAGCAGCGCAAUCUAAAACUGCCGCGGCUGAGACGCCGAGGAAGUCGUACCCGGCUAUCCUCCCGCCGGCGAGGGAACAGUAUAGUUCCCCGGCGGCGAGUUAUUAUCCGAAUGGCGCUGCUGUGGCGAGUGCGAUGAAGCAGCAGCAGGUGUUGCAGGCGCAGAUUACGAAGCCGGUGGGGAUGCAGUGGGAUAAGAAGGAGGGAGGGCUACAUCCGGCGAUUAGGGCGGAGUAUGGAAGUGCUGGUGGGGUGGUGCAGGCGUACCAGCCUGUGGUGAAUCCACCGGCGCAGACGAGGAGGGAAUCUCCUAUCUUGCCGCCGGGGUAUCAGAGACCACAACCACAACCACAACCGCAGCCGCAACCACAACAGCAAACCGCACCUGCACCCGCGGCAGGGCAGUGGAAUGCACAAUACCAGCAGCCACCGCAGCAGAACCAUGUCGCUACCCCACCACUACCGCAGCAGCCGGGGUCGGCACACAUGAGUCCAGCGGCACAAUAUUACUCCCGUCCGCCGUCGAGACCGCAGUCAUCCCCGCUCACGCAGCCGGCUCUGCAGCCGCAUAUGAACGCAGCAGCUGAGAAUGUUCCACCGACGCAGAGCUUUUCGCAGAGUUAUAGUGCGCCGGUGAAGAGUUUUUACUCGGAUACUUAUCAUGCUGUUGGGGUGGUGGGGAGGAAGGGGGGUAUGCCUGCGCCUGCGCCGGCGGCUGCGGUUGGUGUGGAUGCUGGUGUUGCUACACCAGUUGCAGUGAUGUCGGGUACAAUGUUGGGUCCUCUACCACCACAACAAGCAGCGGUGGAUCGUAAACUCAACAUCCUCACCGGUGCCCCCGUUGCGCCGGCGGAUACUGAAAUACCAGACACUCCUGGGCCGAUGGAGGGUGUACAAGGGGGGGAUAUCCCAGAAAUCGACACCGAUUCGGCGGGGAUGAUGGAGACGCUCAUGCGGAACCUGCAGAGGGCUGCGAGGCAGGGACAGGUUUAAUCCUGGGCUGUUCUGUACAUGCGGGGAGGAGGAGGUGUAGGAAUAGGGAGGGAUGAUGAGUGAUGCUUGGGAUGUGGAAAUGGGACUGGGGGGGCGUUGUACAAAUAUUUAUUAUACCGGCGCGGCGCGGGACAGUUACAGUCGGAGCUACUUCUGAUGGACGGGGGGCUUGUUGGCUUUGUUGUGGGAGGGAGUUUUGUUUGCUGCGUUGUUUUUUUGAGACUUCGUUUCUUUGGCGGAUGGGGCCUACGGGGUAGGUAGGUGCCUUUGAGUAUAUUAGG